Messenger RNA from Aspergillus saccharolyticus JOP 1030-1, 1172 nucleotides. RefSeq names its product triose-phosphate isomerase TPI1. Gene Ontology annotation, biological process: glycolytic process; gluconeogenesis; glycerol catabolic process. The record is from RefSeq and is a predicted model, not a curated record. Bases 186 to 935 code for a protein of 249 amino acids. Gene Ontology annotation, molecular function: triose-phosphate isomerase activity. Gene Ontology annotation, cellular component: cytosol. Lineage: Eukaryota; Fungi; Ascomycota; Eurotiomycetes; Eurotiales; Aspergillaceae. The transcript is spliced from 6 exons.
GUUUCUCUCGUCUUCCUCGUCAUCAUUCUUCUUCUUCCCUUCCUCUUCUUCUUCUUCCCUUCUUUUUCUCUUCUCCUCUCUCACUCUUCCAUACUCCGGCUUUCAAUCCACCAUUCCCAAUCCUCACCAGGUCCCUCUUUCGUCUCUCUCCUCGUCUCUUCCACUCACACAACCAAUCCUUCAAGAUGCCUCGCCAAUUCUUCGUCGGUGGUAACUUUAAGAUGAACGGUACUGCCGAGAGCAUUACCUCCAUCAUCAAGAACCUCAACGACGCCAAGCUCGACGAGUCCGUCGAGGUUGUCAUCUCCCCUCCUUCCCUCUACCUCCUCACUGCCCGCGAGGCUGUUUCCGACAAGAUCGGCGUUGCCUCGCAGAACGUCUUCGACAAGCCCAACGGUGCUUUCACCGGUGAGAUCAGUGUCGAGCAGCUCCGUGACGCCAAGAUCAACUGGACCAUCAUCGGCCACAGCGAGCGCCGUGUCAUCUUGAAGGAGAGCGACGAGUUCAUUGCCCGUAAGGUCAAGGCCGCCGUUGACGGUGGUGUCAGCGUCAUCUUCUGCAUCGGUGAGACUCUUGAGGAGCGUGAGGCCAACAAGACGAUCGACGUUGUCACCAGACAGCUCAACGCCGUCGCCAAGGAGCUCACCAAGGAGCAGUGGUCCAAGGUUGUCAUCGCCUACGAGCCCGUCUGGGCCAUUGGCACCGGCAAGGUCGCCACCACCGAGCAGGCCCAGGAGGUUCACGCUGCCAUCCGCAAGUGGCUCGCCGACGCCAUCUCCGCCGAGGCUGCCGAGAACACCCGCAUCAUCUACGGUGGUUCCGUCAGCGAGAAGAACUGCCGCGAGCUGGCCAAGGAGGCCGAUGUCGACGGGUUCCUGGUUGGCGGUGCCAGCUUGAAGCCUGCCUUCGUCGACAUUAUCAACGCUCGUCUGUAAGCAAUUACGACCAUCGUCUGAUAACGUGAUAUGAUACCCGAUCAAACCGCCGGCAUGUCACUCCCCUAAUCCGACAUGCUGGCCUUGCUGGUAGGGGCUUAUGUGAAAAGGAACUCCUCCGACCCUCCCAAAACCGAGGCGGACAACCCACUCCUUCCGCCUCUACUCAAUGAAAGUGCAUAUAUCGAUGAGAACCGAUGUCUAUAAAAAUACCACAAAAUCUUUAUCCUCUUGAAA